GGAGUUUAAGAAAGUAGAAAAGACGGAAUAUUGUGGUAGGAGGAAGAAAUUAUAGCUUCUUGAAUUGAGAAAUGGCUAGUUGAAUACUCUCUCCGUUUCAAUUUGUUUGUUUGCUUUUGACGUGACACGGAGUUUAAGAAAGUAGAAAAGACGGGAUAUUGUGGUAGGAGGAAGAAAUUAUAGCUUCUUAAUUGAGAAAUGGCUAGUUGAAUACUUUCUCCGUUUUAAUUUGUUUGUUUACUUCUGACUUGACACAGAGUUUAAGAAAGCAGAAAAGACGUAAUCUUGUGGUAGGAGGAAGAAAUUAUAGCUUCUUAAUUGAGAAAUGGCUAGUUUGAUGAUACUAGCUCCGUUUUUAUUUGUUUGUUUGCUUUUGACUUGACACAGAGUUUAAGAAAGUAGAAAAGACGGAAUCGUGUGGUCUUGAUAUAUGUUGAAUGUAAAAAUUGGUUCUUGAUUAAAAAUGCUACUUCCUCUUAGUGUUUUUGUUUUUGCUUAAGAUGUUCGUUUCAUCGUCUUGUUUUCUUGAUUAUUUUUUCUUGUUGUAAUUUACUUAGAGUUUUGUUUCCUUUAUUAUCUAGCAGUGUGUUAUAGUUUUGUUGUGUGCUUUUAUAUUUUUGUUUGUUAUACUGUUGUCUGUCAUGGCCCUUCCCCGGACCCUGGGCAUAGCGGGAGCUUUAGUGUACCGGGCAGACCUUUUUUUUAUACAGUUGUCUGUCAUGAGCCGGGGGUUCUAUCGGAAACAACCUAUCUACUUCAUCUGAGGUAGUGAUAUGGAUUGCGUACACUUUAACCCCACCGCCCCUCCUCAGACCCGACUUUGCGGGAAUACAUUGGGUAUGUUGUUGUAAUUUACUUGGAAUUAUGCAAUGUUGCUCCAACCAGGUAGGUGUUUAGAUUGGGUGGGGGGUAGGGGCAAGAAAUUGUUGCUUCUCGAUUGAGAAAUGUCUAGUUUAAUACUCUCUCCGUUUUAAUUUGUUUGUAUGGUUGUGAGUUGACACGGGGUUCAAGAAAGUAGAAAAAAUCGAAUCUUGUGGUCUUAAACUACAGAUAUGUUGAAAGCACCCAAGGGUGUGGCCUCGUACGCGAAAUCUGGCCUGGACCCCACGAUUAUAAAAAAAAGAUGGCUAGAGAUAUGUUAGAAUGUAUCAAAAUGAUCGUUGAUCUUGUGGUCCUAAACAUGUCAUGUGGAAAGUUAAGAAUUAACGGCUAGGUGAAUAGAGGUACUAGUGUUUGUGAGAGAUAAAAGGUUAGUCGUGCUAUUAAUUGAGGUCCGCUCAAGUAUUUCCUGGACUUCUUUGUUUUUUUUUUUCUUGAACCGAGGACCUAUCGGAAGUAGCCUCUCUACCUCCCAAGAUAGGGGUAGGGUCUGCUACACACUACCCUCACUAGACUGCACUUGUGGGAUUACACUGGAUAUGUUAUUGUUGUCGUUGUUGCUUGUAGUUGAUUAUGUAUGAGAAAUUGACUUCACUCUUUUAGAAUCGGAAGUAAUACGUUCACCUCGUGGCCAACUUAGCGUUGUCUGCAUUUGACCUUCAACUGUCUACGGCUCAAUUUUCUCAAGGCUUCUUUUCCUUCUGUUUCGUAUUAGUUUGGUUCCCAACUAUGAUUUUUAACAUAUGCCAUGUACAUCUCCUUCUUUUGUACUUAUACGGAAAAUGCUUUGACGGAAACUCGAUCUUUCGCUUUAUAUUAUCCCAAUCCCAAGGUAUUGUUGCUUACGCACACCACAGAACUCCGAUUAUUUUUGCCAUAUAGCUGCGUUACGUUUCAUCUAUUCGAAUAGAAUUCUUUCUAGAAGCUUGCCGACAUUAAAAUGCUUUUUGUGUGAGAAAUACUCGGAAGCGUGGUAUACAAUUUCUUGGAUGGUUUUUGUUCGUUCAGUAUGAGUUCGAGUGCAAUGCACAGUCCUCCUCCCCUCCAACCAACGCUAACGCAUACACACAAACUGAAAAAUGUUUGUGGUAGAUAUUCACCGUGCUUACAUUGUCCUGAGCCGGGGGCCUAUCGGAAACAACCUCUCUGCUUCAUCUGAGGUAGUGGUAUGGACUGCGUACACUUUACCAUCCGCAGACCCCACUUUGGGGGAAUACACUAAAAGUGGGGAUACACUGGAUCAGCUCCCUUCACCUGAGAUGGAUGCAUUGUCGAAACAGACGUUCUCUCGUCAAGUUGAUUUCUGUGCAACAAAGUCUUUAUCAUCGAUUAUGGAUAUCGUAGAUGAUUCUUCAAAGGUAACACAAUGCCAACAAUCAUCUAUUGUUCACCGUCGAAAUAUUGACCAGGCAAUGUGUUCAAAGCAUCCUCGUCGCUACUUUGGACUCCAUUAUACUCGACGGAGGUCUGCUACUAAUGCUGAGGGAUCAACUUCGCGUGGUGGAACGACGCCUUUUUGUGAUGUGAAAAGGUCCCUAACGCCAGCUAGUAAAUGCAACUCGGUUUCUGGACAUGACACAGAGAGUAAGCAGAGUGAACUUCACAAACCAGAUGCAGUCGACGCCGCGCCCAGUUUAUUGGCAACGAAUGCAACAUCUCACAACGUCAAGAAGCAGCUUUGCGGAUUAUGUCAGAAGCGUUUGAGAAAGAAACGUGAUAUACUCGAUAGCACCUUAUCAUCCAGCGAGCCCUCCGUUGUGGCGGUUUUAGUUUGUGGUCAUCUCUACCAUGCUGAUUGUUUGGAAGACAGAACACACCAUGAGGAUGCAACAGAUCCACCCUGUCCGAUUUGUCGUGGCAUCAACUGAGUAGGUUUGCCUUUGUACUUGAAUGUAGAUAAUCUUAGACGCGGAUCUAGGAUUUGAAUAGCUCUGAGUUGCGUAGACAUGUAUACGUAUAUGUCUUAAAAUCUCGAUACAAUGUACUACAACAUACGCGUUUCAUCAUUUGGAUACCAGAUGUAUUUUGGGGGAAAUGUAGCUGACAAGAGGCAUCAAGAAUCAGUUUUUAAGUGUUUGUAGAAACUUUUCAAUGUUUUCUUGCUCUUGUAAAUAUUUGUAUUGUGUUCUAAGUAUAGCUAGAAGUAAGAUAGAUUGAUGCAUGUUGGAUUGAUGUAUUAUACUAAUUAAAUCCAUAUUUAGCAGCACCAGGAUUUUCACCAA
Molecule: messenger RNA, 3101 nt
Organism: Capsicum annuum
Lineage: Eukaryota; Viridiplantae; Streptophyta; Magnoliopsida; Solanales; Solanaceae
Exons: 4
Coding region: 1959-2747 (262 amino acids)
Source: RefSeq, a predicted model, not a curated record